AGCCUCUCUUGCCUGUAUGCAAGCCCUGCAUUUCUGGAGUCUGCUUGUCACCUGUGCAGUUGCAGUAGGAAAAGAUCAAGUACUGAAGAAGCAAGGGUGCCUUAAGAUCAGCGCACAGAUGCCAGAAUUUCAGAAGAAAACUGUCCAUAUCAAAGACCCAGAAAAGGUAGAAGAAAUUAUAUGUGGUCUCAUCAAAGGAGGAGCUGCCAAACUUCAAAUAAUUACAGACUUUGAUAUGACGUUAAGUAGGUUUACCCAUAAUGGCAAAAGAUGCCCCACAUGUCAUAAUAUCAUUGACAACUGUAAUCUCAUUACAGAGGAAUGUCGCACAAAGUUAUUCCAUCUAAAAGAAAUAUAUUAUGCUAUUGAAAUUGAUCCUAAUCUUACCGUGGAAGAGAAGUAUCCAUAUAUGGUUGAGUGGUACAACAAAUCCCAUGCUUUGCUUAUUGAACAAGGAUUACAGAAGAACAAACUUGCUGAAAUUGUGAGAGAGUCUGAUGUUAUGCUUAAAGAGGGAUAUGAAUUUUUUUUUGACAAACUUCAAGAACACAAUAUUCCAGUAUUUAUAUUUUCUGCUGGGAUUGGAGACAUCCUGGAACAGAUUAUUCAUCAAGAAGCUGUCUACCGUUCCAAUAUCAAAGUAGUUUCCAAUUUUAUGGAGUUUGAUGAUAACGGCAUAUUGAAAGGAUUUAAAGGAGAAUUAAUUCAUGUUUACAACAAACAUGAUGGAGCCUUGAAAAAUACAGAAUACUUUAAACAAUUAAAAGACAACAGCAAUAUCAUAUUACUUGGAGAUUCUCAAGGAGACUUAACAAUGGCAGAUGGAGUGGCAAAUGUUGAACAUAUUCUUAAGGUUGGGUAUCUCAAUGAUAAAGUUGAACAACUUCUGGAAAAAUAUAUGGAAUCCUAUGAUAUUGUUUUGGUAAAAGAUGACUCUCUGGAUGUGGCCAACUCAAUCCUGCAAAAGAUUUUGUAAUAUAUCAUUGUUUUCCAUUAAAAGAACCUCUUUGGACAAAUUGGCAUGAUCCACUAUAAAAACAAUAAUCCAAUGCUGCUUUCCACACUAUUACCAUUUCAUAUAGAAAGUACUGUAUUUCUCAUUAUAUUGCUCCAUGCUGUUGAAUUAUAUUUCACUGUUUAUUAUCUCCCUAUUUAUUAAUUCCAAUGGAAAAUGAUUAUUUGAAAAAAUAUCUUUAUUUCUGCACAAUAAAAUUCAUAUUUUCAG
Messenger RNA from Thamnophis sirtalis, 1225 nucleotides. The record is from RefSeq and is a predicted model, not a curated record. Lineage: Eukaryota; Metazoa; Chordata; Lepidosauria; Squamata; Natricidae.